Molecule: messenger RNA, 645 nt
Organism: Fusarium pseudograminearum CS3096
Lineage: Eukaryota; Fungi; Ascomycota; Sordariomycetes; Hypocreales; Nectriaceae
Exons: 1
Coding region: 1-645 (214 amino acids)
Source: RefSeq, a predicted model, not a curated record
AUGAUGGGUGCCCCGGAAGUCGCGGAAGUCGCCUUCCUACAGCUAUCAGUUGAUUACGAUCCAGAGGAGCUACGAGAUAUCCUCCAGAAAACGCAGCAAAUCCAAGCUCAAUGGAUCCGUCUACACCAGCCAAAGCUUCUUGAGGGAAAGCCGUACAACCAUACAACGGAAAUCUGGAUUGGCGAACACGAGAAACCUUACUUGUUGCUUACAGCUCCUUGGGAGUCAGUGGAUGCACACAAUCAAUGGAUCCAGAGCCAAGAAAACAUAUCUCUGAUGCAAAAACUCAAAGGAUUCAUCAGCCAAGACAAGGAUUCUGUAGUUUUGUACCACUUUACACCUGCAGGCGGGAACAAUGACUUCCGUGGUGACAUUCUUGCUCGCGGGCCAGUCAAGCUCUGGAAGAUAUCUGUGAAGCCCGAAUGCAAGGCAAAGCUCGAGGAGGAGUACCGCGCCAUUGAGAGUCAAUCCUCGACAGAACCCAACCAAAGGAUGUGGGCAGGAUGGAGGAUAGAAAAAGAGGGCACCGAAAAUAUGGUCAUCCUUGCGUCUCCGGGGUUCGAAGAGGUUGUAGAGUCCGGCAUUGCAGUAAAGUUCCAAGAUGCCCAAGUCUCCCGGUUCGAACACAAGCCCUUUAUACAUUAG